Molecule: messenger RNA, 1990 nt
Organism: Verruconis gallopava
Lineage: Eukaryota; Fungi; Ascomycota; Dothideomycetes; Venturiales; Sympoventuriaceae
Product: Sua5/YciO/YrdC/YwlC family tRNA threonylcarbamoyl adenosine modification protein
Exons: 1
Coding region: 10-1473 (487 amino acids)
Biological process (GO): regulation of translational fidelity
Cellular component (GO): cytoplasm
Molecular function (GO): double-stranded RNA binding; tRNA binding; nucleotidyltransferase activity
Source: RefSeq, a predicted model, not a curated record
CUCGACUUGAUGUGGAGACCUUCGAGACUGCACUCUAUUACAAAUGUUUACUUACAUCGGACGAGAACACAGAAUUUCUUUCUAUCUUUGCGAUCGCAGCUUCAUAGCUCGAGCUCUGCCAUCGCGUCUGCCACCAUGAACGGAAUUCAAGACGUCUCUUGCGCAAAACACACGCAAAUAUUACCCGUAGAUACUGCGAAAUUGAAGAACGUAGCACAACCAAUAUUUCAAGACGGCUUUUUAUACGAUCUGCGCAUCAAAUUUGACGAGGAAGAGGAGGCACUACGAAACUUGAAGCUUGCUGCCAAAUGUCUGCAGACGUCGAACACUCCCGUUGCAUUUCCCACCGAGACCGUGUAUGGUUUGGGGGCAGACGCGACCAGGAGUGAGGCGGUCAAAGGCAUAUAUGCUGCGAAGCAACGGCCUGCAGACAAUCCACUUAUCGUGCACUUUUCCUCGCUCUCACAACUGAACAGUUUGCUUUCAGGAUCGACGAUUAAAAACCACGAGGCUGUGACCGCAGCUGUCCCUUCGAUAUACUUGCCUCUCAUAAAGAAGUUCUGGCCCGGGCCGCUCACAAUCAUUUUACCAAACCCAAAUACCUCUCCGCUGGCGCCAGAGGUCACAGCUGGCCUUGAUACUUUCGGCGCUCGCAUUCCUGGCAAUCUUCUUGCCCUGCUGCUGAUCGAGCUUUUGGGAAAGCCCAUCGCUGCGCCUUCAGCAAAUGCUUCGACUAAACCGUCGCCUACUGCUGCUGAGCACGUACUGGAGGAUCUCAAUGGUCGGAUCGAGUAUAUCAUUGAUGGUGGUCCGUGUGAAGUUGGUGUUGAAAGCACAGUGGUCGACGGCCUGUCAAGUCCGCCGGCGAUUCUGAGACCGGGCGGCAUCAGCAUAGACCAGUUGCGAGAAUGCUCUGGAUGGGAGAACGUUGUAGUGGCCUAUGAGGACGUCUCCAUGAAGAAAGGACAGCCUCGAGCACCCGGCAUGAAGUACAGGCAUUAUUCGCCCAAGGCUAAGGUCUUUCUUUACGAGACAGGCACCGAUCGUCCUAAGCACGAGACUCUGGAGAAGCAGGGGUUCCGUACGCUAGGCUUCAUUCAUACAAGAUACUGGAAGAGUAAUCUUCACGACGACUCCAACGACCACUGCCGCACCGCAGGUGGCGAGAAAAGUGCCAGAACAAAUCACGCCGCCGAUAGAUUUUCGGCACUUGUGCCUGACCUCUUCGUGCAGCGGCCGGAGCUGAAGCACAAAUGCGUGGACAGACCCGGUGGCCAAGUUACGUAUUGGGAAAUCAAGAUUGGAGAAUCGGCAUCAGACGUGGCGCGAAACCUUUUCUGGGCACUCAGAGAGCUGGACAGGAAGGGUUGCGAAGUCAUCUGCGUGGAGGGCAUCGGCAGCGAGUCAAGCGACGUCGCCGACGCGGUAAUGAACCGCCUCAGAAAGGCGGCGGAAGUCCAGUUCGACAAGUGAAAUAGUGCGAGAACGUUUUCUGACGGUCUGCAUGGCUUUUGAAUCGAGCUAGCCGAGAACGUGAGAGAUCAUCAAACAAAGAAGAAAAGAGGCGAUUGGGCGUGCUCGCGCGACGCCUUCCGCCAUGCGCUGACCCAUUCGGGACGGCAUGUGCGAAUUUCGAUCGUCAUAUGGCUCUGUAAUGCCAACCUUGAAAUGAGCAUGCAGCAAGGGAUGGAUGCACCAAGUAUUAUGCAGAAAAAAGACCCGCAACCAAGCAGAUAUCGCAUGUUGUACCAUAUCGUCGCUUAGAUCUAGUUACACUUCUCUGACGUACCACCCGACUCUAAAAUGUGUUAGGUAUCCCUUGGACAAAACGACCAGUGUGCAACUAGCUUAGCACACUGUUCACCAUGAACUAGCGUAGAUAUGCAAACCGGCUAUAGAAAAGAAGAACAUUUAUGGAUAAAGCCACGUGCCUGUGUUGGUGGUAUCACUAAUUAACAAAUAGCUUAAAAUGCGAAGAGGGUACGAUUAU